CCCUGCACAGGGAGUUGCCAAGAUACCAGCGGAAAAGUAAAGAGGGGAACCUACUUCUAUUGCCGCGUCCCCCGGCGCCUGCCGGUCCGGGCAGCUGUGGCGGGCGGCGGCGAGAAGCAAGAUUCAGGAGCGCCCGCGGAAUCCCCCCAAGCAGGGUUUGUCCUGGGAAGAUGGCCUGCUAUGGAAAAUGCAUUGAAACUGUGAUUAAGCACCUGGACCAGUUCAAACCUGGGCGGGACAAUCCCGAGCAGUUCCUGGAGGCGGUGUCCACCUCCCUGCAGGCCCUGAGCCCCCAGAAGCAGGCAUUCAUUAUGGAGGUUCUGUCCGGGUGCCUGGAAUACCACAAGCUGCUGACCGUCGUGGUGGACGCCUUCUACGUGCGGGACGGCCAGCUCUGCCUGUGGGCCGACUACAGCCUCUUUGAGGUGACCUGCUACCUGGCCGCUUUCCAGCUGGAGGAGCUCGGCUUCCGGCUCUUCUCCAGCAUCAUCAAGUCCCAGCCUCUGCACAAGAUGUGCAAGUUCCUCGGGUUCCUCUUCAACCCCCUGAACCUCGGCUCGUGGAUCAAGGACGAGUGGAGCCUCGUGUACGAGACAGCCUACGUGAAGGAGAACUGGAUUGACCCCCUGAUGAGGUGGCAGCCGGAGGUCCAGGAGCUGAUCACCCAGCUGCAGGGGGUGUUGACCAAUCAGUCUCCUCCUUCAAAGACCAAGACCAAGGUCACAGAGCCCAAGGAGUUCAACCUGACUGCCCCCAGGCCCCGCGCCAUUCCAGUGCCCGAGCCAGUGCCCGAGGUGGCCAAGACAAGACCGGUCCCCAGGAGCACCUACCAGCCGCCCAGGGAGCAGCAGCUACUGGAGGUGACCAAGAGACACAAUCGCUGGAAGGCUGAGGAGCUGCUGCUGAGGGCCAACAUCGAGGCGAUGCGGUGCGCGGUGCCUAGGACCCGCGGGGAGCCCCCAGAGCAGGACCCCAAGAAGAAGCUGCAGCUCCGAGACCCACCUCGAAUCCUCAAGACCCCGAAGCUGACCUUCUACAGGCCUAACAACGCCCCGGUCAAGCUGAACACAGCUGCCGUCCUGCGAGAAGCGGCCCUGUACCAGCGGCAGGUGGAGAAGGAGCUGCAGAGGGUGGAUAAGCUUGUGGACGGAGCCGGGGACUUCUCCGAGUUCCUCGAGUGGCAGAAGAAGAUGCAGGCCAAGGACCGGGCGGAGCAGCUGGCGGCGGGCGAGUGCCGGAGGCUGCAGGGGAAGCUGAGCCACGAGGAGGCCAUCCUGGCACGGAAGCAGGUCGAGCUGGAGAAGAAGCAGAAGGCGGAGCGGCAGAAGGAGGAGACAGCGGAGCUGAUGCAGCAGUGUGCUGAGAGGCGCCUCCAGGAGGAAAGGUCCGUGAAGGAGCUGGUGGAGCAGGUGAUGGAGACGCAGAAGAACGUCAGAGCGGCACAGACGAAGCUCCUGAAGGGCCGCCGGCAGAUAGUUCAGGAGGUGAUGGAGGAGAGCCGGGAGCUGCUACAGCGCAGCGCAGAGGCGGCCAAGGAGGAGCAGAGGCGGCGCUGUGAGCUUACCGCCCAGCUGCGAGCCCUGGAGACGCAGCCCACGCGCAAGGGCAAGCUGGUGGACCUAACGCAGAUCCCCGGCUAUGGCUUAGAAGGGGAGAUGUCCAUUGUGGAAUUGCGCGAGCGGCUGGCUCUGCUCAAGGAAGCCCAGCAGCGCAAGCAGGAGGAGAAGCGAGACCAGAUCAUCCGAGGCAAGCGCGCCAAGAGCCAGGAGCUGCAGAACGCGGUGGAGCAGGUCGCGCUAUGCCGGGCGGCCAAUGGGAGGACUGCGGCCUUGAGGUGGGAGGAGAAGAAGGCGCAGUCGGCGACUGCAGGAGCGCCCUCCCAGGACGAGCGGGUGCUGGAGCUGCAGCGCAGGAUCCGGGAGAAGGCGGCCCAGCGCCGCGGGCAGGGGGCCCAGCCGCACGUGUCGGCGCCGCAGGCCCUGCGCCCCAAGCCGCGAGCUCAGCGAGAGGCGCAGCGGAGGCUGGAGCUGGAGCAGAGCAGGGAGCGCCGGCUGCGGGCGCUGCUGCAAGAAGGCGUGGCUUGCGGGCCCGCGCGCCGCCUGGGGGCCGCCUGAGCCGGGCAGGCACGGCCCCGGACCCUGAGACCCCCCCCCCGCCACACACACACCUGAAUAAAGUGUGCGCCGCGGUGUGCGCCUCUCCUUCCUUGGCCGCGCGCCCCACUCCGCCCAGAGCUGGGUUGCCCAAUGAAAUGCAAGUCGCCCAGUUGUUGCGUGGGACAAGCUAAUGAUGAAAAGUAUAGUCUUUAUCUGGAAUUCAGAUUUAUUCGGGAGGCUUGUAUUUUACCUGCUAAACAAAGCCUCUCUAGCCCAGACCUUAGCCCUUCCCUAGGGCCUAGCGCUAGGGAUUCCUGGCGCCCUGUCCUUGGAGUUCCCAGAGCCUGUUCUGCCCGUGGAAAUCUGGAAUGCCCAUUCUCUGCCCUGAGUCGGUGGCUUAGUCUGAUUGUGCGUGUGCAGUUAGUGGGAGAAGUGACCGGAAUUCUUGCGCCACUAGAAAUUGGGCCUUCUCACCCCUUCGCUCAUGUAAACCUCACCGCGAUGGGGGGAGCUGGCUGGGGAUGUAGGAACUGUCCCCAACACUCAUCUGCUGAUGAGGCCACUGGUGCUCAAAGAGAUGAUGUCACCUGCCAGGAGAGCCAGGACCCAGCAGUACCAAGCCGGGAUGACUUUAGAGCACCACCCAGCCUCCGCCAGCGACACCAAAGGAACAAGGUUGGAGGCACUGGUGGGAGCCCGCCCAGGGCUCUGACAGGAAUGGAUUCACUCUCCUGAGUCCUCAGACCCAGCCCUGGACUGGAAGUGCUUGUCUUUGAGGACAGGCUGAGUGAGUGAAAGCCUCCUGGUGAAUAGUGCCAAUAUGCCACUGCUCCCAGGAGAGACUGGCAAGCCCAUGGGGCUCGAGGCAGUAAGGGAGGCGGCUGGGAAGUGCCAGGUGGAUAGGUUUCUGGGGGAGAGAUCCCCACACUUCACAUCCUCCCUGGGUCUGCUGAGAUUGGCACCUGGAAGGCGGGCUGGGCCCCAGGGUACUUUCAGCCAGGAGGGUGGACAUCUCUAAGUGGCAGGAACAGGCUAAAGACCAGAGUGCUCCCCAGCAUUCUCAACUGUGUCAGAACCCCAGGACUUUCCCACAACCCAUGUUGGUAAAAAGAGGAAUUCCCCACCUGUCAAAUUAGAGCUGGGAGCAGAUUAAAUUUCAUUUAAAGCAAUAAACGUGACAUUUCUUACA
Messenger RNA from Phacochoerus africanus (Common warthog), 3285 nucleotides. RefSeq names its product cilia and flagella associated protein 99 (gene CFAP99). Lineage: Eukaryota; Metazoa; Chordata; Mammalia; Artiodactyla; Suidae. The record is from RefSeq and is a predicted model, not a curated record. The transcript is spliced from 16 exons. Bases 171 to 2114 code for a protein of 647 amino acids.